CCCCCUCUCUCAGUCUGAGGCAGUUGGUUCGCUCCGCUGUGCCGUAUGUGUCUGGGAUGCAGCAGUGAAAGAAAGAGAGCUGAAAGAGUGAGAGAGACAGAGAGAGAGAGAGAGAGAGAGAGAGAGAGAGAGAGAGAGAGAGGGAGCUGUUAUUUAGGUCUGUUACAGCAGACAGGGAGCAGCUCGCCCUAGGGCAGGGGGAGACGAUAAAGCAACACUGAACUCAGAACAGCACAUUCAGCUACAGACACAGCCAGGCAGGAACCAGCCCUGCAUUCCAGCUGAGGGGAAGGGAAAGAAGGUAUAGAAACUGAAGUGCCAGCAGGAAAGGAUAGAACAAACGGCAGAGAGAGUGAGAGAGAGAGAGAGAGAGAGAGAGAGAGAGAGAGAGAGAAGGAGAAGGAGAAGGAAGGAAGGAAGGAAGGAAGGAGAAGGUAGCAGCAACACAUCAACACAAGGGUUUGAACCGGGACCUUCACUGCUGCUACUAUUGUUGUUGUUGUUGUUGUUGUUGUUGUUGUUGUACUACGGUAAGGUGACCUAACUACUCCAGGAACAAGGAAGGGGGGGUACAGCAGCAGGUUUAACCUGUGUGUUCUCAGGAGGUAGGGACUAGGGAGGGGGCACAGUAAAAGGAGGUUGAAAGCUCCACCACCAUGUUUGACUGUAUGGAAGCUCUGGGGAUGGGCCCACGCCAGCUAUAUGAUGUCACCAGCCGGGGUGCGUGCAUGCUGCGGAAGGCGAGCCCCUUCUUCGCAGGGCUGGACCCCUUCGCUUGGACCGGCAGUGCCAGCGUUCAAUCGGUGGAGACCCAGAGCACCAGCUCUGAGGAGAUGGUCCCCAGCUCUCCCUCUCCACCUCCCCCACCACGCAUCUACAAACCCUGCUUCGUGUGCCAGGACAAGUCCUCUGGAUACCAUUACGGAGUCAGCUCAUGUGAGGGCUGCAAGGGUUUUUUCCGACGCAGUAUCCAGAAGAACAUGGUGUACACCUGCCACCGAGACAAGAACUGCCAGAUCAACAAGGUCACCAGGAACCGCUGCCAGUACUGCCGACUGCAGAAGUGCUUUGAGGUCGGCAUGUCCAAGGAAGCGGUGCGUAAUGACAGGAACAAGAAGAAGAAAGACGUGAAGGAGGAGUUGGUGUUGCCAGAGAGUUAUGAGUUGAGUGGAGAACUGGAGGAGCUGGUCAACAAAGUCAGCAAAGCCCACCAAGACACCUUCCCCUCACUGCUGCAGCUGGGCAAAUACCACACCAACUCCAGUGCAGAGCAGCGCGUGCAGCUGGACCUGGGGCUGUGGGAUAAGUUCAGUGAGCUUUCCACCAAGUGCAUCAUCAAGAUCGUGGAGUUUGCCAAGCGCCUCCCUGGCUUCACCACCCUCACCAUCGCUGACCAGAUCACCCUCCUCAAAUCAGCCUGCCUGGAUAUCCUGAUGUUGAGGAUCUGCACCCGCUACACUCCAGAGCAGGACACCAUGACCUUCUCCGACGGGCUGACCCUGAACCGGACCCAGAUGCACAACGCAGGCUUCGGCCCGCUCACAGACCUGGUGUUUGCCUUUGCUGGCCAGCUGCUGCCUCUGGAGAUGGACGACACAGAGACGGGCCUCCUCAGCGCCAUCUCCCUCAUCUCUGGAGACCGUAUGGACCUGGAAGAGCCCCAGAAGGUGGACAAGUUGCAGGAGCCCCUCCUGGAGGCCCUGAAGAUCUACGCACGUCGCAGACGCCCCAACAAACCCCACAUGUUCCCCCGCAUGCUGAUGAAGAUCACUGACCUCAGAGGCAUCAGCACCAAGGGGGCAGAGAGAGCCAUCACUCUGAAGAUGGAGAUCCCAGGCCCCAUGCCUCCUCUGAUCCGGGAGAUGUUAGAGAACCCAGAAGCAUUUGAGGACCAAACAGAGAGCAGUGGAGAGAGCUCCCCACCUCCUGCCCCUCCACCCAUUCCACCAGCCUCCUCCAAGCCCCCCACCACCAUGAAGACUGAGGCUGAGGACGAGGAGGACAGCUGGGGGACAGAGCCUUCCCCAGAGGAGGAAGAUGAGGAUGACUAUGAUGAUGGGGAGGAGGAGGAUCGGGACAGGGGCUCGGACAGCGAGGGGGAAUCCUGGGCUCUGGAGGGUAGCAGCGAAGGGGCUAGGAAGAACCAUGCCGGGAGGGCGCAGUGAGGAGGAGAGAUAUCACAGAUAUGCAGAUUAUACACUCAAACACACACACUAACUGACAUAAUCAAACACACACACACAGAACAGAACAGGACAGAGCAGGACAGGGCAGGACAGAGCAGGACAGGGCAGGACAUAGCAGGACAGGACAGGACAGAGCAGGACAGGGCAGGACAGAGCAGGACAGGGCAGGACAGAGCAGGACAGGGCAGGACAGAGCAGGACAGGGCAGGACAGAGCAGGACAGGGCAGGACAGAGCAGGACAGAACAGGACAGAGCAGGACAGAACAGUGUACGACAGGGCAGGACAGAACAGCGUAGGACAGAACAGGGCAGGACAGGACAGAACAGCGUAGGACAGGGCAGGAAGGAAAGGACAGGGAAGGACAGGACAGAACAGCAUAGGACAGGGCGGGAAAGGAAAGGGAGGGCAGGACAGAACAGCAUAGGACAGGGCGGGAAAGGACAGGGAGGGCAGGACAGAACAGCAUAGGACAGGGUGGGAAAGGAAAGGACAGGGAGGACAGGACAGAACAGCAUAGGACAGGGCGGGAAAGGACAGGGAAGGACAGGACAGAACAGCGUAGGACAGGGCGGGAAAGGAAAGGACAGGGAGGACAGGACAGAACAGCAUAGGACAGGGCGGGAAAGGAAAGGACAGGGAAGGACAGGACAGAACAGCGUAGGACAGGGCAGGAAAGGAAAGGACAGGGAAGGACAGGACAGCAGAGCCAUAUGGUUGCCUGUAUAGACACUAUAACUCAGGUUCCCUGACUCGCAGGUUCUUGACAAGUGCCAUGCAGUGAGACUAUAAUAAAACGAGAGACGUAGAAACCACAUGAUGCAACCGUCUGGACUUGUGACUCGUGAUAUAGAGAAGAGAGAAGAUGACAAGAAUACUAUCUUUGACGAAGCAAAUGUCAAUUUUUUUACUAUCUUCUUGUUUGUAUCUAUAUAGAGGAAUGUAAAAAACCAGACAGCAUGAACUGAACAGUAAAUACGGAUGCCAAGCAAAGCACACUUCUCAAAAAGAAAUACAGAAUGAAACCAAACUGAAAAUGCUAAUUAAUUUGUUGGGCUUUUAAAAAUGUUUUAAUUUCUUCUUGUUUUAUUUUCUUGAUUUUUAUUUUUAUUUCAAUUUAUGAAUAAGUCCCUGCAUAUCUAUAUACCGUUAUAUUAUUAGUCUGUGUUUGUAAUCCUGGUUUUGAUUUCUUCAGAUUAGGUUUUGUGUUUGAGGAGUUUUCCAGCGGCGGUAUAUAGAGAUUUGGCAUCAGAAUCAGAACCGGCAUACCGCUAGCUGAAUCUCCUUUCCAACUGGUGUUUUUUGGGCACUUUUGCUCGCCGUAGAUGUCGAUGAUAAUCAACUCAGUAAUGUUAACUUGUGUUACAGUGACUCAAGUUGUGAUUUGUUGUUAUCAGGGGACUGGCAUUAAUCCAUGUGCUUUCUUUCAACACAACAAACUGUGCUGCCGAUUGGACAUGUGUCUUUGUGCCAAAGUUCGCAACUCAUUUUCAGAAACAGAGAGUCAGUGACCCUAGACACCAACCAGUGCUCACACACACAUCAAAUAUUCACGCCUAAAUUAGACACACAAACACACACACUAAAUCUCGGCUCUAUAACAGUUGUGCCAUAUUGGUUCGGGUGCUUAGACAGAGAUUGACACUUGUCCAUAUAUGUAGCACUUUGAUAUCCUGUUUUUAAAUCAGGCAACGCUAGCAAAGUAAGAUACAAUACAACUUUAUUAAAUCAGGCAACGCUAGCAAAGUAAGAUACAAUACAACAAUAUUAAAUCAGGCAACGCUAGCAAAGUUACAAUACAAUACAACAAUAUUAAAUCAGGCAACGCUAGCAAAGUUACAAUACAAUACAAUACAACAAUAUUAAAUCAGGCAACGCUAGCAAAGUUACAAUACAAUACAACAAUAUUAAAUCAGGCAACGCUAGCAAAGUUACAAUACAAUACAAUACAACAUA
This is a messenger RNA of Oncorhynchus masou masou (cherry salmon), 4141 nucleotides long. RefSeq names its product retinoic acid receptor gamma-A-like. The record is from RefSeq and is a predicted model, not a curated record. Lineage: Eukaryota; Metazoa; Chordata; Actinopteri; Salmoniformes; Salmonidae. Gene Ontology annotation, cellular component: transcription regulator complex; nucleus. Gene Ontology annotation, molecular function: nuclear glucocorticoid receptor binding; RNA polymerase II cis-regulatory region sequence-specific DNA binding; zinc ion binding. Gene Ontology annotation, biological process: retinoic acid receptor signaling pathway; regulation of transcription by RNA polymerase II; cellular response to corticotropin-releasing hormone stimulus. The coding region runs from base 657 to 2165 and encodes 502 amino acids. The transcript is spliced from 8 exons.